CCUCCGCCGUCUUUUCCGUUCUCAUUCCGGACUUGCUUUUCCAAAGACAAUCGGCGGCUGCAGUUGCCAGGAGUGCUAAACACCCAACCAUUGAGUACUCCCUCGCACAGCUACCUCCCUCUUCAUUGCUACGACCUCCCUCCCGUCCUGCCCACCCGGCCACCACCAUAGACCAUGGGGUCAUCCUACCUCCAACUCCAGGACCCCACCCUCGAACGCUCCUUCCGCGGCCACAAAGAUGUAGUCACCUGUCUGUCGUUCAAGCCCACCAUGACUCAGCUGGCGUCCGGGUCGCUCGACAAUUCGGUCAUGGUGUGGAACUUUAAGCCCCAGUUUAGGGCUUUCCGGUUUGUGGGACAUAAGGGUCCGGUAACGAACGUAGAUUUCUCGCCAAAAGCCAACCUUCUCGCGAGCUCGUCCCGGGAUAAAACCGUGCGGUUAUGGACCCCAAAUGUAAAAGGGGACGUGACGGUGUAUAAAGCGCAUACAUCGGCUGUGCGGACUGUUCAGUUCUCGUCAGACGGGUUGUCGCUGCUUACUGCCUCGGAUGACAAGACUAUCAAGCUGUGGUCGACCCACCGAACAAAGUUCCAAUACUCACUCUCCGGGCACCUGAACUGGGUACGCACCGCGAAGUUCUCCCCUGAUUCACGGUUAAUCGUGUCCGGAAGCGACGACAAAUCCGUAAAACUUUGGGAUCUCGGGACGAAGAGCUGCGUCAAGACGUAUUGGGAUCAUACCGGGAUGAUAUCCUCGGUAGCUUUCCACCCAUCCGGCACCGUCGUCGCAACGGCAUCCUCCGACCGCUCCAUCAAGAUCUUCGAUAUCCGAACACAUAGAUUGCUGCAACAUUAUGGGGAUGCGCACGGGUCUGCCAACGGGGAUCCCGCUGGCGGGGCGGGUGUGAACAGUGUCGCGUUUGGUGGGCCGGGUGGAGAGUGCCUGAUCAGUACUGGGUGGGAUGGUGUUGUCAAGAUAUGGGACCUAAAGGAAGGCCACCUAUUCUACACGCUGCAUGGCCAUAAGAAUGGACCAACGACCGCAGCAACUUUCUCUGUGAUGGGAGAUUACUUUGCGACGGGCGGAAGCGAUGCGCAGGUCAUGGUGUGGAAGAGCAAUUUCGAUUCUCUGGCUCAGGACGAGGGUGCCGCUGAAAUCGGCCAGGAUCAGUCCACACAACGACCCAUCCAACCGCUCCCCCAACCCCGCGCCCUCAUAGCCGAACCCACCCUCCCCUCCCGCACCCGAAGCAACAGCCCCAUCCGCCAACUCCCCAUACGAUCCACCGUCGGCACAACCGCCCGCUCCAUACCUACCUCCACCACCAUCCCCUCCACCUACGUUCCCACCCCUGCGUCCGCCGCAUACACCUCCGCUCCAACCUCCGCCACGACCCACCCACCGCCGGCCCCACCCAUCAUCGACGUCGGUGCCGCCAUCUUCGCGGAACAGGAACUUGAGGGAGUCGACGCCGCAGCUUCUUCUCGCCCACUCACGCGCGAUAACACACAGACCAAUCAUCAAUUGCAGCAGCAACUCCAUCGGGAGAGGGAGAAGGAACGGCCGGCGUACUCUGCGUCGUCGUACUCGGCGCCCUUGGAAGUGAGGACGAUCCCCGACGAGCUGGCGUCGACGUUGCAGCAUAUUGUGCGGCAGGUGGAUGUUUUGACGCAGACCAUGAGUAUUCUUGAGAGCCGCCUAACAAUGAACGAAGACCGCGUCGUGGACAUGUCCCAACGCUUCAGCGACGCCGUCGAGCGUAUCGAGUGGAUCGCGAAUCGGAUUGAUCUCACUGCGGGGGCGACUGCUGCUAGCCAGGCUAGUCUCUACGGCGGCGGUGGGGCUAGUGGGAGUGGGGGGAGUGGCACUGGGAGUGGUGGUGCAGGCGAACCCUCGUCUUCUACCAUGCGUGGACAGGCGGUGCCUGUUAAGGCGGGCGCUGGAUCGGGAGAGGGCGAUGGAGGCCGGUGAACGACGAACCAAAGUAAUAGAAUGGAGAGCUGGGGUUCUUAGGCCGCAACCCUCACACAACCCCUUCUACACGUUUUUGUAAAAACCAAGGAAGGAGCUCGAGUAAGCAAGGUUGAUAUUCCUGCAACGGCGAAGAGGGAGCCAAUGGUGU
Fimicolochytrium jonesii is the source of this 2122-nucleotide messenger RNA. RefSeq names its product WD40-repeat-containing domain protein. Gene Ontology annotation, molecular function: protein binding. The record is from RefSeq and is a predicted model, not a curated record. Lineage: Eukaryota; Fungi; Chytridiomycota; Chytridiomycetes; Spizellomycetales; Powellomycetaceae. The transcript has 9 exons. Bases 175 to 1971 code for a protein of 598 amino acids.